Molecule: messenger RNA, 594 nt
Organism: Chenopodium quinoa (quinoa)
Lineage: Eukaryota; Viridiplantae; Streptophyta; Magnoliopsida; Caryophyllales; Amaranthaceae
Product: mitochondrial pyruvate carrier 3-like
Exons: 5
Coding region: 93-422 (109 amino acids)
Biological process (GO): pyruvate import into mitochondria
Cellular component (GO): mitochondrial inner membrane
Source: RefSeq, a predicted model, not a curated record
GAAGUCUACUAUUGUAAAAUAAUUAAAUAAUAAAGCAUCACAUAAUUAUACAAAGAAAGGAGAAUUAAGAACUGGUAAGAAAGAGAAAUUCCAUGGCAGCAACCAAGUUUCAAGCUUUCUUGAACCACCCUGCUGGUCCAAAAACAAUUCAUUUUUGGGCACCUGCCUUUAAAUGGGGGGUAACUAUAGCUAACGUUGUUGAUUAUGCAAAGCCAGCUGAUCAAAUUUCCUAUCCACAACAAGCAGCCAUAGUUACAAGUGGAGCUAUAUGGGCUAAAUACAGCACUGUAAUCACACCGAAAAAUUGGUCACUAUUUUCUGUGAGUGUUGCAAUGGUGGUAACAGGAGCAUAUCAACUAAUUCGCAAAUAUGAGCAUGAUAGUCUCCAACAACAAGAAAAUAUUGUUCUCAAAGAAGCUUAAGCAGUAUGAAGACCCUCAUUGUUGUUAAAACUAUAAGAAGUUGCAUAAUUACUUGAAUAGUUCAUCUUGGUCUAAUGACUCAUACAAUUAUUAAGCAGGUCAUGUAAUAUAUAAUGUACUUAUUUGUUGAUGUUCUUGAUCUAUCAAUUUCGAUUCCGAAAUAUUUUAUAAA